AUGGGCCGCGUUGAAUUACUGCGAGUGCGUGAACUGGCAGAGCAGCCGCGAUAUGGCGCGUGCUGGUCUCGAGCGCUGGAGAAAAUCCACUUAAGCUGCAGAGACUUCAGUGAUGAUGUGCAGAGCAAGAUCGCGUUGUCCUUCACGCAUUGCCACCUGCAAAGGUCAGGUCGCACUUUCCCAGAGUGCCUGGAAGGUAGUGAUGUCAAAACAUGCACCCAAGGCAUGGACCCUGUGGCCUUCAACACCUACACUGAGUUUUUUACCCACGCACACAGCAUCUGUCAUUAUUUACAGAGUGAGCGCUGGCAACAGAGAGCCGAAAUCACUAUUCACAGGUUGACUGAGAGUUCGGCCGGUGUGGCAGAGCAGCUUGCCUCCACCCAGCAGAUGGCAGAAGAUCUGGUUGUUGCCCAGAGUGCAGCACUAAAAUCCCAGGAGAGCAUCCUUCGCAAUGGAGAAGAACUCAAGAGCACCCUGCAAGACUCAACUCAAGGCCUGAGAGAUGUGUUUGCAGAGAUGAGGCAUUCUGCUCAGGAGCAGCAGGUGGCAUUUGCGGAAAUCUUUAACCGUGUUGCUUUCCUCCAAAGCUUCAUCAUGUCCGAGACGCACACUUUCAGUUCCCUCUUCUACAAUGCUCUGGGCUUUGGUGCCUCUUUCUUUCUGACCUCUGUGCAGCGUACAGCCGGGGCCAGAUUUUUCCUUUUUGGACUUGUGGCUUUGAAUGUAUACCUAGAGAGGAUGAUAUGUAAGAUGGUGUUGGAAAAUGAGGACCCAGGUUAUCAACAGAUGGAGAGAAUCACCUUUUUAGUUGGGCUUCUAAGAAAAACGACGAUCCUGAUGGGUUGCCUUGUUCUGCUGUCCUUUGCUCUGCGUUACCGCAAUGUUGGUAGAGAGAGUCUUGAAAUUCUGAAGGAGCUAAAAGAGACCCGCUCUGAUCUUCAGCAGGCCUUGCAGAGAGCUGAAUGUCUCUCUGAAUCCGUUGACGAAAGGAAGAGGUCCAGAAGAAAACAUUGGGAAAGCAAAUGGGAAGAGAAAAGUGACAAUUUGGUUGUUUUGCAUCCCUCUAGCGUCGUGAGUGCCACCUUGUCGACAUUCUCUGGCCCUCAUGACAACAGGCAUUGUGACAGUUUUGGUCCAUCUCUGGUAACCCAGAGACCUUCAGAAGUCAUUAAGAAACGUCAGCGACGCUCCUCAGGGUCUCGUGUGCGGCCGUCCACUGCUGUAGUGUACAGUGUGCUGGUGGAAGACAAUCAGCCGAGGUAUAGCCUGAGAAGUCGGAAAUCCUUGUGUGGUCCAGAGGUUAGUGCGUUGAAGCACUGAUACAGAACAUCCGAAUAAAGUUUGAGUGAUUGGCAUCCAAAGAUCCAAACCAGUGAAGAGCAGAGAUAACACAAGAACUCAAAGUCAGAUCUUACAGAACGUUCAAAUACUUUUGAAGCAUGAGAACACAAGAACAUAUAAUCGUUUCUGAAUAUAUGC
Molecule: messenger RNA, 1482 nt
Organism: Xyrauchen texanus (razorback sucker)
Lineage: Eukaryota; Metazoa; Chordata; Actinopteri; Cypriniformes; Catostomidae
Exons: 9
Coding region: 1-1323 (440 amino acids)
Source: RefSeq, a predicted model, not a curated record